ACCUAAACCCACAUAAACCCCUAAAACCAAAACUCAUCUCUGUCUCUCUCUCUCUCUACACAGCAACCAAAAUCACCAGCCACCACCGAACCACCAACCCGCGGCGGAACAUCUAAUCGAACCGGCUAAAACCCAGCUCCUCUCUUCUCUUCUCUCAGUAAUUUUUGUUUGUCUUGUAAAACCAAAAUGAGCGUGGUGAAGGCGACUAAGGAGCAGAAGGAGAAAGAGACGGAGGAGGAGAUUCCAGAGGACUUAGAUUUGAAAGUAAAGAAAUACCUCAGAGGCGGCGCAGCUAAUUUCGACGAUUUGAAAGAUAAAAAACUCAAGGGCCAGCUUUCCCAUCGAGAGUCUUUGUAUGGAGCUUCUGCUAAAGCCGCUGCUAAGUAUGAAAAGUGGCUUAUGCCGAGUGAGGGAGGGUAUUUGGAGGCGGACGGUCCGGUAGAGAAGACAUGGAGAAUCAAACAGGAAGAUAUUAGGCGCGAAGUCGAUAUCUCCAGUUCCAGGAAUCAGCAUGAUGUUAUUUUACCAGAAUUUAGUCCAUACACUCUUGAUUUUACCUCAAAUGGUCAAUAUAUGGCUGCUGCUGGACGGAAGGGUCAUCUGGCCAUUGUAGACAUGAAGAAUAUGAUCCCAAGGAGAGAAAUUCAGGUUGGAGAAACAGUGCGUGAUGUGGUGUUCUUGCAAGAUCAGUCCUUCUUUGCUGCUGCGCAGAAAAAGUAUACAUAUAUUUAUGGCCAAGAGGGCAUAGAAGCUCACUGCCUAAAGGAUCAAGGUGCAGUGUUAAAACUUCAGUUUCUUAAAAAUCACUUUCUCUUGGCAUCCAUAAACAAAUUCGGGCAGCUCCAUUAUGAAGAUGUAUCGAUGGGUGCUAUGAUAGGUAAUAUCCGGACUGGUUUAGGCCGUACUGAUGUGAUGCAGGUGAAUCCCUACAAUGCGGUUGUUGGGUUGGGUCAUUCUGGCGGAACAGUUACCAUGUGGAAGCCUACCAGCUCUGCUCCUCUAGUCAAGAUGCUGUGUCAUCAUGGGCCUGUCUCUGCCUUGGCAUUCCACCCUAAUGGCCAUCUCAUGGCCACAGCUGGGAAGGAGAGGAAAAUUAAGCUUUGGGACUUGAGGAAAUUUGAGGUUCUCCAAACUUUACCAGGUCACGCAAAGACGUUAGAUUUCAGUCAGAAGGGUUUGCUUGCAUGUGGAACUGGUUCUUUUGUACAGGUUCUUUCUGAUUUCUCAGGAACUCAGAAUUAUAGCAGAUAUAUGAAUCAUUCAAUGGUGAAAGGUUACAAGAUAAGUAACUUGUUGUUUCGACCAUAUGAAGAUGUUCUAGGCAUAGGACACUCCAUGGGUUGGUCUAGUAUUCUUAUUCCAGGAUCUGGGGAACCCAACUUUGAUUCUUGGGUGGCUAAUCCAUUUGAAACACGCAAACAGAGGGGAGAGAAGGAAGUCCACCUUCUUCUUGACAAGCUUCCACCUGAGACAAUUAUGCUAGACCCUACAAAGAUUGGUACAGUGAAGACAGCAAGGAAGAAAGAGAAGUCAACAAAGAAGGAAAUAGAGGCCGAAAUGGAAGCUACCAUAGAAGCUGUGAAGGAUGGCAUCAACAUGAAGAAGAAAACAAAGGGGAGGAGCAAGCCCAGUAAGAAGUUGAAAAAGAGACAGGAGAUUAUUGCUAAUGCUAAAAGGCCUUUCUUGGAACAACAGAUGCAGGAUGGGCAAUUAUCUAUAAAGAAGCAGAAAAUCAGCGAGGAAGUUGAGCUUCCAAAAUCUUUGCAACGGUUUGCUCGUAAGAAAGCUGCAACAUGAUUUUGCUAGUCUAGUCACUUUUAGUUUUUUCUUAAACCACUGUAAUUUAUUUCCUCUCUUCCUGUUUGUGUUUUACCAUAUUUGUGAAAAUUUUGUUGUGUUUAAUCAUUAAUUUAUAUUUAUAAGCUGUUUUGUUUUUCA
Molecule: messenger RNA, 1938 nt
Organism: Quercus lobata
Lineage: Eukaryota; Viridiplantae; Streptophyta; Magnoliopsida; Fagales; Fagaceae
Product: Transducin/WD40 repeat-like superfamily protein
Exons: 6
Coding region: 187-1797 (536 amino acids)
Biological process (GO): maturation of SSU-rRNA from tricistronic rRNA transcript (SSU-rRNA, 5.8S rRNA, LSU-rRNA)
Cellular component (GO): small-subunit processome; nucleolus; 90S preribosome
Molecular function (GO): protein binding
Source: RefSeq, a predicted model, not a curated record